GCCCGAGGAACGCUCCGUACUUAGGGGUGUGACAGAACAGGAGACGGAACAGGAAUUUGGUUUGCAAUUGGUUUACCUUUCGUAUUCCCGAAACUCGGUGGGCGUCGCGCGCAGGCCAAAGUGGUGUGGCUGAAGGUAUAGAGAACUUGGACUCCUGACAUGCCUCGGUAUGCGCAGCUGGUCAUGGGCCCCGCAGGCAGCGGGAAGAGCACCUACUGUGCCACCAUGGUCCAGCACUGUGAAGCCCUCAACCGCUCUGUCCAGGUAGUAAACCUCGAUCCGGCCGCAGAACACUUCAGCUACCCCGUGAUGGCUGACAUCCGGGAACUGAUUGAAGUGGAUGAUGUGAUGGAGGAUGACUCUCUGCGGUUUGGUCCCAAUGGAGGAUUGGUGUUUUGCAUGGAGUAUUUCGCCAAUAAUUUCGACUGGCUGGAGAACUGUCUUGGCCAUGUGGAAGAUGACUACAUCCUUUUCGACUGUCCAGGUCAGAUCGAGUUGUACACUCACCUGCCUGUGAUGAAGCAGCUGGUCCAGCAGCUGGAACAGUGGGAGUUCCGAGUCUGUGGCGUGUUCCUUGUUGAUUCUCAGUUCAUGGUAGAGUCCUUUAAGUUUAUUUCCGGCAUCCUGGCUGCUCUGAGUGCCAUGAUCUCUUUAGAAAUCCCACAAGUUAACAUCAUGACGAAAAUGGAUCUGCUGAGUAAAAAAGCGAAAAAGGAAAUUGAGAGGUUUCUAGAUCCAGAUAUGUAUUCUUUGUUAGAAGAUUCAACCAGUGAUCUAAAAAGCAAAAAAUUCAAAAAAUUGACUAAAGCUGUAUGUGGCCUGAUUGAUGACUACAGCAUGGUCCGGUUUUUACCCUAUGAUCAGUCAGAUGAAGAAAGCAUGAACAUUGUGUUACAGCACAUCGAUUUUGCCAUUCAGUAUGGAGAGGACUUGGAAUUUAAAGAACCACGGGAGCAUGAAGAUGAGUCUUCCUCCUCUAUGUUUGAUGAAUAUUUUCAAGAAAGCCAGAAUGAAUGAAACAUUUACUAAAUGGCAUCAUAUAUCUGUAUGUAUAUGAAGAUCUUGUGGCCAAAUCGACAGAUAUUCUCUUUAAAGGAGACAGUAGGAGAAAGCUACUUAUUUUAAUGAAAAAAAGGAGUGCUUUACUCUUCACCUGGAACAUCCCUGGACUCAGUUCUAAGUUACUCCGAAGCCACUGCUGUCUAAGAGGGGAAUCUUUAGACUGGAAGAGGAGCUCAGUGAUGGAACACCGUAAACAUACGCAGAGCCCUGGCUUUGAUUCUACAAAAGGGGCUGAGGGUGGGGUAGAAUCUAUACUAGAAUUCUAAUAGCAUCAAUUUAAUUCUACUUUUAAUUUUAGGUUUUAUGUAGGCCAGUCUGGCCUUAAGGUCAUUAUGUAAUCCAUCAGGCUAGAAUUCAUGGCAGUCUUCCUGUCUCAGCCUCCUGAGUGCUAGGAUUACAGGUAUGUGCCAGCAUACUUGAUUUAUCAGUGUAGAUUUUAACAAUCAAAGGCCAGGUGAGGAAAACAGCUGUGGCUCAGUGAUAGAAUGCUUGGCUUGCAGAUUUUAAAAUCCUGGGUCUAAUCUUGUGAAAGGAAAAAAACCUAAAAGCAAAUUCACAUAGAUUUGUAUAAUACAGGUUAGUGCCUGUUCUAUAUAAUAAAAUGCCAGUCUAAUUUUAUUUUUACACUUGGAUUUUUAUCUUUUGGUUUUUUUUUUUUUUUAAGAUGCACAAAUUAUUGUAACAAAAUAUACCUCAAAAGGGUAAAAUAUCUGAAAGGGUAUUGUAAGACCACUACCUAUCUGUAUCUUAUUUUUGUAUGUUGAAAAAGUAUUACUUGUCUAAUUAAAAAAUUAAAAUAAC
Molecule: messenger RNA, 1863 nt
Organism: Cavia porcellus (domestic guinea pig)
Lineage: Eukaryota; Metazoa; Chordata; Mammalia; Rodentia; Caviidae
Gene: Gpn3
Product: GPN-loop GTPase 3
Exons: 8
Coding region: 160-1017 (285 amino acids)
Molecular function (GO): GTPase activity
Source: RefSeq, a predicted model, not a curated record